UGCGCCUCAGUGAUCAGUUUAACGGUCGACAUGCUGCUACCUCGGUAAAACUAUGGAAUACGUUGAUCAAAUAAAACCAGUUCAGAAGAUUAAAAACAACCCAUACCACAUAAAGCGUCCGAUGAACGCGUUCAUGGUCUGGUCGAGAUUGCAAAGGAAGAAGAUAUCAAUGAUGAACCCGAAGCUCCACAAUUCUGAAAUCUCUAAGCGUCUCGGCUUGGAGUGGAAGAGUCUGGGUGAGGCAGAGAAACGUCCCUACAUAGACGAGGCCAAGAGGCUAAGGCUGAAACACAUGCACGAUUAUCCAGACUACAAAUACCGGCCGAGAAGAAAGAAUAGAUUAGAUGCACCAUAUGGAACGCCGAUGUACAUCAGAGAUUUUGUUGAAAUGGAACCUCGUCCAGAACCUUACCCACCAAUAAAUUACCCUGACACCCAAUACAUGUACAAUAACAUGAUAUAUACGCCGAUAAGUCAAUCAUCCUUUAUGCCAAUAAGAAAAGAUGAAAUGCCCUUGGAUAUCAGGCCACUACCAUCAAUCGAGAGCAUCUCCCCGCGACCUUUUGUCGUCAACCAGCAGAUGAUGGUGAAAGCGUACCAGAAUUUACACUAUGUGCCAGAAGAUGUGGCUAGGAUAUCUUAUUACCCAUUUAGUGUUCAGUAGAAGCAGUGGUAGUCAGAGAGAAAUACUCAUUUUAAUUUAAUUAGUUAUAAAUGUUGUUCAUUUUCAUAUUUUAAACAUGUUACACGUAGUUUUAGGAAAUAUAAUUUUGUAACGUUCAUUUCUUUUCUCUUCUUCUUAGACCAUAUUUCGAUUGUGUAGAUAUUGUUCAUCCAGUCUCUAUAAAAAGAGAUUCUGGUACGAGUCGAGUCCAAAAUCACCAGCUGCUUUCGCGGUCACAACAUGGAGCUGUGCUGCCGGGGCCGUAAUAUUAUCUCAAGUUGGCUUUUAUGAAUUUACAGAUUAAGUGUUAGUAGAUACUACAAUCUAACAAUUGUAGCGCAUACUUUUACUUAUAACAAAUAAACAUUUGACAAUGUACAACAAAAUUAAGACAUAUUACCUAAUGUUAUCUCCAAUCUGAGACUAAUCAACGAUACUGGAAUCGCGUUAUCGAAAAGUUUCCGAAUGUACACACAAAUUCUGAAGGUUAAUAAUAAAACGAUUACAAUGUUAAUGAUCUUAAGGCAAGUCGUAAGCCCGGGAUAA
This is a messenger RNA of Pieris brassicae (large cabbage white), 1210 nucleotides long. RefSeq names its product transcription factor sox-2-like (gene SoxB3). The record is from RefSeq and is a predicted model, not a curated record. The transcript has a single exon. Bases 53 to 664 code for a protein of 203 amino acids. NCBI's taxonomy places the organism in Eukaryota, Metazoa, Arthropoda, Insecta, Lepidoptera, Pieridae. Gene Ontology annotation, biological process: anatomical structure morphogenesis; cell differentiation; regulation of DNA-templated transcription. Gene Ontology annotation, molecular function: RNA polymerase II cis-regulatory region sequence-specific DNA binding; DNA-binding transcription factor activity, RNA polymerase II-specific.